UAGGAAAUGUCGAUGUCUUUACAUGUUUUAUUUUUAUCAAGCAGAGACAUUCUAACCUCACUCACCCGUCUUUCUUUUUUACUGAAGAUGUGACCUUAGUGGUCUCUGUUGUUCAGUGUUUUUUAGUGUUGGUGCAUUUAUUUCUCGUCACACUGGAGGGUCCGCUUUGGAUGUGUGACUGCACUUGAACUCUCACCGUCCCCUGCUCUUCCCUUUUCCAGGGGGCUCUUAACCUAAACCCUCUCUCUUUAACCCUGUGUAAAACCCCUCUCCCCUCUCUGGGGCUCUCUCUGGACUUUCCGACCAUUUUCUGUUGCUUGAAGACACAGACAGCCCCGCCAGAAGAGGGGCUGUUGGGUAGGAAGACACCCCCCUCCCAAAGGUGAGAGGGGGGGGGGAAGAUGGCAGCUCUCGCCAGCUCUCUCAUCAGACAGAAACGGGCGGUCAAGGACGACGGACAAAACCGACCGGUAGCCAACAAGAGGAAGCCUUGUCCCAAGAGCAACAAGUCUCUGUGCCAGAAACAGAUCCUAGUUCUUAUCUCUAAAGUGCGGCUAUGUGGGGGUCGAAAAAGUCGAAAAGAAAAGAGACCGGAGCCCCAGUUGAAAGGCAUCGUGACCAGGCUGUACAGUCAGCACGGAUACUACCUGCAGAUGCAUCCGGAUGGCACCAUGGACGGCACAAGGGACGAAAGCAGCUCCUUCUCACAGUUCAACUUGAUUCCUGUGGGUCUGAGGAUCGUGGCGAUCCAGGGGGCGAAGACAGGGCUCUACCUGGGCAUGAACAGCGACGGGUACCUUUACACCUCUGAACACUUCACUCCAGAGUGUAAGUUCAAAGAGAGUGUGUUUGAGAACUACUACGUGACGUACUCCUCCAUGCUCUACAGACAGAGCCAGUCGGGCCGCUCCUGGUAUAUCGGUAUCAACCGCGACGGACAAGUCAUGAAGGGCAACCGGGUGAAGAAGACCAAAGGUGCUGCACACUUCCUGCCUAAAGUUAUAGAAGUUGCCAUGUAUAAGGAGCCAUCGCUACACGUGCUACAAGAGAGAGGAAAAGAUAGAAAAAGAGGGCAUGAGAGUGACGAUCAAUAGACUCAAUAAAAGCCAAGCUGGAGAGCAAUAGUCUAGCGUUGAGAGCAAUAAUUUCCCUUAGGUGCAGAGGGGGGAGCAAACCAUGUUUGUUGAUAAUGAACUCAGAGCAGUGUUGUCCGAUUCCAACCUGUAAACCGGACAAAGUGGCCUCUUUCACAACAACUGUGUUGGGAGAUAUUCCUCCAUCUUAUGAAACACUUUAGAGACCAACAGCCCAAUAGAACUGGAACAUUACCACUAGCCAGUGUGAUCUGGCCAUGCAUUGAGCUGCCUGGUUUUUCUGUACUUUACCGUCCUUUUCUGAGACAGUGGGGUCUACAGUUGCAAAGUUCCGGGCACUUUGAUCCAAGUUUCUGGUUGGGAAAACCAGGGAAUUUAUUGGAAGUUCACUGCUAUAGAACUCCACUAGAGUGCACUCUAGAUGUUUGAAGGACCUUGGUCUUAGGUUUUAAAUAAAACUGGGGUCAAACGGGGAACACCACUCUCAUAAUACAAAGAAAAAAGAGUGGCUAAACGUUAUAAUAAUAAUAAUGAACGCUUAUAGGGUUCUUCUGAAGGACUUGACGGUACUGCCAAGACCAAAGUCUGGCUUAACCAUUGUGAUUUAACAGGGAUGUUUAAAGUAUAGAGGCUGUCAGUCUACUGUACACAAAUUGGAUUUAGAACAAACUUACCCUUUGAAUGGUGCUC
Messenger RNA from Salvelinus namaycush (lake trout), 1784 nucleotides. Its product is annotated as fibroblast growth factor 11-like. Gene Ontology annotation, biological process: animal organ morphogenesis; cell differentiation; positive regulation of gene expression. Gene Ontology annotation, cellular component: cytoplasm. The coding region runs from base 402 to 1094 and encodes 230 amino acids. The transcript has 6 exons. Gene Ontology annotation, molecular function: fibroblast growth factor receptor binding; growth factor activity. NCBI's taxonomy places the organism in Eukaryota, Metazoa, Chordata, Actinopteri, Salmoniformes, Salmonidae. The record is from RefSeq and is a predicted model, not a curated record.